Molecule: messenger RNA, 2081 nt
Organism: Drosophila serrata
Lineage: Eukaryota; Metazoa; Arthropoda; Insecta; Diptera; Drosophilidae
Gene: ect
Product: protein ectodermal
Source: RefSeq, a predicted model, not a curated record
UCGAGCGAGACAGUUGAGUGCGCGGCGGUGCUGGAAAAGCGAGAACUGAAUUCGAAAAUCCGAAAGCUGCAGAGCCAAGCUCAGGCCAGAAUCAACAAUCCACACAAUCGACUCGAAUCGAAUCGCCAGAAAAAACAGAUCUAACAGAAUGAAGUUUGUGAUUUUGCUGUGCGUGCUGAGCGCGUUGCUGCUGCAAAUCGAGGCGUCUCCCCUGCAGCGUCUUUCCAGAAGCGAGCGAGCGGUGUCCCGCCAGCAGACGGUGAACAAUGAGGUGGCUCCGGCGGUGGCUCCCGCUGAUGAUGAUGAGGACGAUGACGAUGACGAGGACGAUGAUGAUGAGCCCGAUCUGGGAGAUCUGAUCGAUGAUGAUGAUGUUCUUUUGAUUUCGGGACUUUCAGAUGAUGACGAGGAGGAGGACGACGAUGAUGAGGAGGAGGAUGACACGCCCCAGGGACAGGCAGCCCCGGCGGCCACUGCCAGCGAUGACGAUGAGGAGGAUGAUGAUGAUGAUGACUAUCUGGACAGGCUGUUCGAUGACAUCCUGGGAGAUGACGAAGAUGAGGAUGACGAUGACGAGGUUGCUCCCGCCGCCAGUGCCCAGCAGAGCUCGGUGGCCGCUGCUCCCGCCCAGACCCUGGAUGAAGUUGCUCCCGCCGCCGCCUCCUCGGUGAGCUCCGGCAUCUCCGAUGGCGUUGAUCUGCCCGCCGAGUCCGGCAAUGCUGCUGAGCCCGUGGCCGCCGGAAAUGCCGCCGAUGAGUCCAUUUCCGUUGCCGUGGCUCCCGCUGCGGCUGCCAGCAGCAGCAACAAUAACGAAGGUAUCGCCGGCGAUGAUGACGAGGAGGCCGAUGAUGAUGAUGACGACGACGACGAUGACAUCAUUGGCGAUGACAUCAUCGAGGCCCGCCAAGCACGUGACCUGAAGAACAACGUCAUCGACAUGUCCUCGGAUGCCUUCCAGAGUCGUCACAAUCACUUCAUCGAUGCCAUCUUCUCGAGGAUCAAUCGCAUUGUGUCUGAUAAUUUUGAUCCCUUCGUGGUCCGUCUGGCAGGACGAUCGGCCUCAACCGCAGGUGUCAAGGAUAGCUUCAGGGAGGAUAAAACCAACAGCAAGAUGGGAGGUCACAGGAAGGUGAAGAACACGCACUCGGAGCCUCGUGCCAGUGGCAGCAAUCAGGAGAAGGCCGCACAGGAGGCUGCGGUGAAGCUGCAGGAGCAAUUGACGCAAUUACAGUCCGAGCUGGCCAUCAAAGCCGUGGAAAAGAAGCCCAGCGAAUCGCAGGACUCUCCUGCCACUGCCGCCGGUUCGCAGCCAGCGAAGGCGGAAACGCGCACGGUCUCUCGACCAAAAUCUGGUCAAAAGAAGUCCUCGUCGGCCAACAGCAACCAGAAUAAACACAACAGCACGAAAAAGGCGUCUGGCCUGAAAUCUGGUAACUACAAUCAGCCGGCGGGGUCCUCGAAGGCGGGUGCCGAGGUGGAGAAGCUGCAGAAGGCCGAGGGUAGCCUCUCGGGAUUGGCCUCCCUGAAGCGAGUGGGCAAUGUGAAGGUGAUCACCGAUGCUGAGGGACGCAACUCCACAAUCAAAGCCAAGUUCACGCUGGGACCACUGAUCCUGCGCGUGCAAAAGUCCUUCAAGAAGGGCAGCGUGAGGAGCGUAAAGAGUGCCACCGCAAGGACCAACGAGAUGAUCGGUCGCAUCAAGUUCAGUGUGCUGGACGAUCGGGCCACCCUGAUGUCCAUCAAGGUGCAGCAGCCCAAGCAGGUGGAGGUGGAGAGCAAGGACAAUCACGACCGCACCCGCGAGUUUGUGUGGCGACGCACGCCCAAAAUCGCCAAAUUGGUCAACGAAAAGCUGAAAUUGGCAGCCGAAUCUCUCUUUGCCCCCCAGGGCGUUGAGGUUGUCAGGCUCUAAUUUUUCGGGAAAAGUCUGCGAAGGAAGAGCCAACAGGAUAAAGCCAUUUCUCACUGCUCCGCUCAGCUAUCCGUCUAGUGUAGUCUAUGCGUAAUUUUAAAGUCUAAUUUAUUUAUUUAUUUAACUUAUUCAUCUUUGGAUCCAUCUUAUUUAUCAACCCAUCUAUCGA